AGGUCCGGGGAAAUGACGUCGGUGAUCCGACACGUCACGCGUCUCCGGGUGACAGGCGUUCCUCAGAGUUCUGCACGGUUCGCGUGAACGGCAGCCACUUUCUUUUUUCGUCUCAACGGCCAUGGACGACUGGCAGACGACGUUCUCGUUUCUCGCCGACGCUGGCGACGUCCGCGGACGCUCUGUUCUUGGCUCCCCCAUCGACGUCCCCGGCAUCCAGGUCCCCACCCCGCCGGAAUCCCACAAAGGGACGCCGAUAGACGAGCCGACCGAGGCCCAGACCCAGAUCCAUGACGUCCCGACGGUCUCUGUGUCGACCACGUUCCACGCCGCCUCCCAGUUGCGCGCACGGCCGCCCGACAUCAUCCUCGUCUCCGAGGACGGUGUCUACUUCUACCUUCAUCAGGAUGUCCUACUCUCAUCCUCGGAUAAUGCCUUCGAUGGCCUUGUCCCCGCCGCGCCGCUCGACGGCCAGCCUCCAGUCACUCGCAUCAGCGACUCCAGCCAGGUCUUCAAUGUCAUCGCGCACACCGUAUACGACAUGGCCUGCGCCCACUACUCGCCCGCGUUUGACACGCUGGUCACUGCUGUACACCGUCUCCCCGCAUACGGUGUCAGCGUGCGCUCCCGCCUAGCGCCUGGCACGCCACUUUACGCCCUCCUUCUCUGUCACUCACCCUUACGUCCGCUCGACACCUACGCCCUCGCCGCGCAAUACGACCUCUUCGACCUCGCUCAGGCCACCAGCAGCCACUUACUCUCGCUUCCGCUAUACACGGUAUCGGACGAGAUGGCUCAGCGUAUAGGCCCUGUCUACCUCAAGCGCCUCUUCUUCUUGCAUUUCGGCCGCACGGAGGCAUUGAAACGCAUCCUCUUGCAGCCUCCGCACCCGCACCCGCCCACCCCUUGGUGCGAUUUUACGGAGCAGAAGAAGCUAGUACGCGCUUGGGCUCUCGCUACCGCCUACCUCGCAUGGGAGGCCCGUCCUGAUCUCUCGACAAGCACGAUUGAGUCUUCACUCAAUCCGCUCGCCGAGCACCUGACGUGCGACGAGUGCCUCAAGACCCUCACUGAACGCAUCAAGAACCUCUUGAUACAAUGGUCGCUUGUCAAGGUGCGUCGCUCCUCACACACCCUCCUCGGCACCUAUACUGAUCAUCACCUGCCCUCUCCAGCGCACGAUAUGACGUCUCCGACCACCAAAACUCCUCGCAUUCACGCCCUCGCUUUGCCAUGACCUGUAUUGAUAGUCCCACGAAACCCCCGACCCCGAUCCCCACACACGCACACGCAUCUCUUAGAACCCUUCGCCGGAGUCCCUUUUCUUCCCCGGUUCCCACUCUUCCUCUCCCCUUUCCCCCAGUCGACCCUCUCGAACACACGCACGCUCUCGCUGUCGUAUUUAUUCGCUCGGGAUACCUGGGCGCCCGCGCGCCCGCUCGCAUCAUCGCACCAACCUCGCAUUCGUACGCCGCCCUAUACACGGACUGGCAGGCGUGCAUCUGUAUCACUUACGGUUUCUCCCCUCUUGUUCUGAGUUACUCUAACGCAUACCAGCCAUAUAACCCAGAAUACGGACUUCCCCGGCUAGUUAUCGACUCGGCUACGAUACCAGUUCCCGACUUGCGUAGUCCCCGACUCAGCUAGCUACUGGCAUCCUCACUCUUACCUUCUCCACCCAGCCUCGUCACACACGCACCCGAG
Messenger RNA from Schizophyllum commune H4-8, 1704 nucleotides. RefSeq lists its product as uncharacterized. The transcript is spliced from 3 exons. The coding region runs from base 122 to 1237 and encodes 371 amino acids. The record is from RefSeq and is a predicted model, not a curated record. NCBI's taxonomy places the organism in Eukaryota, Fungi, Basidiomycota, Agaricomycetes, Agaricales, Schizophyllaceae.